Molecule: messenger RNA, 2811 nt
Organism: Brenthis ino (lesser marbled fritillary)
Lineage: Eukaryota; Metazoa; Arthropoda; Insecta; Lepidoptera; Nymphalidae
Source: the annotation of a GenBank genome assembly
AUGACGCGCACCGCCAUUGCGUUUUGGCGCGAAAUGCCAAUCGCUGUCGCACUGUUCGUGGCAUUGGCAUGCACCGUUUCAGCCAGAGACAUUGUUUUAGAUGGUAGAAAUGCUGUGAUAGAAGUAUCGACGUAUGAAAAACUACGGCUUAUAUGCGGAUUGAAACAGAGACAAAUGUCCUCAAUACACUUCUUUUUUGAUGGAAACCCUAUCGAAAUAUUUUCCUGGGACAGUCAAUUGAGACAACGGAUGGUUCAACAAAAACAAUGGUUAAGAAUAAGAUCGUUCAGAGCAAAAGAUGCUGGGAAAUAUUCUUGCACGAGCGAUGAGGAUAAAAGCAAAGAGUUGAUCGUCACAAUUAAACACAAGCCAGAUUUCGCACCGGAUAACAUUGAAGAAUAUCAGUCAGACGUAGACGUCUUACGACCGAUGCCCGAAAUUCUAUCACAACAUUCAGCCCCUUUGGUAGAUAAUAACACUAUCGAAGAAAACGCGAAUGAUCAAAAACUAAAAUACAAAGAAUAUGACAAUAAAGACGACGAUCUUGAUGAGAAGAACGAAAAAGAACAUCUUAAUUAUGGACAUGUUGACGAUACUAAGUCCAAAUAUGAACCAAAGUUUAGGCAUCCGUCGAAAAUGUUUAAGAUGGAAAUGAAACCGGCAGGAAGCUCGAUCCGCUUUAAAUGCCCAUCAGAAGGUAACCCAAUGCCAAAUAUAACUUGGUAUAAGAAUAACGGAACGCCUAUAUCAAGAAUUUACUUCAAACCGUCGUACGGGAAGUGGUCGAUGGCACUUGAUGAGCUGACGAAAGCAGAUAAUGGAAAUUACACCUGUAAAGUUUGUAACGAAUUGGGAUGCAUCCAGCACACUUAUACACUUCACAUUCAAGAACGAUAUCCAUCGAAGCCGUAUAUUAAAGAAGGGUAUCCGGGGAACAUAACAGUUCUCGUAAACGAUACGGUGCAGUUGACUUGCCCGCCUGUCUCUGAUCUAGAGCCUGACGUAUAUUGGAUUAGACCUACAAAUUAUUCUGUAAAAGAUUCAGAAGUCGGCCCCAGUGACUCACCAGCUCCUGUUGGAGAUAUAGUUGAGGUGCCUUUAGAUUUUUUGAAUUUAGGUGGAGAGCGUUUAUACGCGAAGCCCGUGCUAACUCAAGCGGCUGUCAAUCAAACAAAGUUGGUCGGUGAGACAGCUAGGUUUAGUUGUGAGUUCCUCACCGACCUCCACCCGUCUCUAUAUUGGAUGUAUUUCAAUAAACACGAGUACAUCUAUAACGAGACUACUACAGACGUCUCUACUAAAGAGUCAAUUGUGUAUAAAGAUGUUACAAAAAUUGUCACGAGUGAAAACCCGGAAGAUAAACCUGAACAACUAACACUUUACAACGUUACCAAAGAGGACGAGGGUUGGUAUGUUUGUGUAGCCCUCAAUAGUCUUGGGAACACUACUGCGAAAGGAUAUCUCACUGUUUUAGACUCAUUACCAAUAACAGAAGUACUAGAUCAUGGCAAACACACUGUAGUUGUAAACGUUGUGACCGCGGUGCUUGGAGCUAUGUUCUUCGUAGCAGCGAUCAUUGUUGUGAUGAUAUUCAAGAAGUUAAGACAAGAGAAGGAGAAGAAGCAAUUGGCAAUAGAAACAGCAAGAGCUGUAAUAGUGACACAUUGGACGAAGAAAGUCACUGUUGAAAAGCCUCAGAUGAACGGUACACCGAAUGCGGCUGGAGAAGGUUUGUUAAUGCCAGUAGUAAAAAUUGAAAAACAGAAGUUAUCGCAAGUCCAAAGUAAUACUUGUGAUUCAAUGAUGAUGUCAGAAUACGAACUACCAGUCGACAUUGACUGGGAAGUACCGAGAGAGUCACUGUGUAUAGGGAAAGUGCUGGGUGAAGGAGAAUUUGGAAAAGUGGUGAAAGCUGAAUGUGUCGGGAUAUUGAAGCCAGGGUUGCAGUCUGUCGUAGCCGUCAAGAUGUUAAAAGAGGGCCACACAGACGCGGAGAUGAUGGCAUUAGUAUCAGAAAUGGAAAUGAUGAAGAUGAUAGGAAAACACGUGAAUAUUAUCAAUCUGUUGGGAUGCUGCACUCAAGAUGGACCGCUUUAUGUAAUCGUAGAGUACGCGCCGAAUGGCAAUUUAAGAGAAUUUCUAAGGAACCAUAGACCUGGAAAUAGAUACGAAUCUCCUGCAGAGGACUUGAAAGAAAAGAAAACUUUAACACAAAAAGACUUAGUGUCCUUCUCGUACCAAGUAGCCCGGGGAAUGGAAUAUUUAGCAUCAAGAAGGUGCAUUCAUCGAGAUCUCGCAGCACGUAACGUGCUAGUGUCAGAUGACUGUGUCCUCAAAAUAGCAGAUUUCGGUCUCGCAAAGGACGUGCACAGCAACGACUACUACCGCAAGAAGACCGAGGGCAGGCUGCCGGUGCGGUGGAUGGCGCCCGAGUCACUCUACCACAAAGUGUUUACAACACAGACUGACGUGUGGUCUUUCGGUGUGCUCCUCUGGGAGAUCAUGACGUUGGGCGGCACGCCCUACCCCACCGUGCCCGGCCAGUACAUGUACCAGCACCUCAGCGCCGGCCAUCGCAUGGAGAAACCGCCGUGUUGUAGUCUCGAAAUAUACAUGUUAAUGCGUGAGUGCUGGUCCUUCUCUCCCGGAGACCGACCGUCCUUCACCGAGCUGGUUGAAGAUUUAGACAAAAUCCUAACAGUUACAGCUAACCAAGAAUAUCUAGAUCUAGGUCUACCACAGCUAGAUACACCACCGUCUAGCUAUGACGGUUCUGGAGAUGAGAGUGAUAGCGAGUUUCCGUUCAUAAAA